UAUGGUUGGAAGAUGUCUUCGGAGGAAACGGAUGCGUCACUGGAUUAGUGCCUGAGAAUCUGUCCCAGCCUCUUCCUCCUGAGCUCGCUGAGACGCCUCCAGAAGGGCACGACACUCGCUGCUCGCUUUCCCUCCGCCAAGCCUUCCACAUGAGCCAGCCAAGCCUUGCCUCCCCACCAGGAUGAAGAAAGAAAAGAAAAUGCAUGCUUUACUGUUUCUCCUCCUGCUUCACUUCACCUUGGCAAGGCAAUCAGACUAUGCUCCGUAUUUUUAUGAUAAUGGACCCAGCAGUACACAUGGGAAUAUGGCCUUGUUCAGCAUCUCUGAGGAUACAGCAGUUGGGACGCAGAUAUACAUUCUGAAUGGCACAGAUCCAGAGGGAGAUCCCGUGCGAUACGGUCUGACUUUUGAAAAGGGCUCCAAAGAAUAUUUUAGGGUGGACUCCAAGUCAGGAAAUGUGACUCUGAUUCAGGAGCUCGACAGAGAGAAACAAGAUGAAAUCUCGGUGGUCGUGAGCAUAACGGACGGUCGCAAUAAAGUUGUUGAGACAGUGAGAGUGUUUGUCACUGAUGCCAAUGAUGAACCACCUGAAUUUCAAAACCUGCCUUUCAUCAUUGACAUCCCAGAGGACACUGCUCCAGGAAGCAGCAUCUACAGAGUCCAGGCAAUAGACAGAGACAUGGGAUCAGGAGGAAGCGUCUCAUAUUAUCUACAGACUUUACCGUUUGCCAAGUUUACCAUCGAUGGGCACAGCGGGAUCCUAAGAGUCAAACCUGGUGAGACUUUGGACUACGAGACCACGCCUACACACUUUGUGACGGUGGUUGCAAAGGAUGGAGGUGGAAAGUACAAGGGCAAACACCAGGUUCUGACUGCUACAGCCACCAUGACAAUCAAUGUACUUGAUGCCCAGGACAUGCCUCCAUCCUUCAUAGGAACCCCUUACUUUGGCUACGUCUACGAAGUCUCAGUUCCUGGUUCUGAAAUAUUCACCGUGUACGCUAAAGAUGGAGAUCAAGGCAACCCUAACCCAAUACAUUAUUCCAUCAUAAAUGGCAGUGAUGGUGUCUUUGACAUAAAUAGCACCAGUGGAUGCAUCACUCUAACAACCCUUCCAACUCUGCUGAGAAAUGAGUUAUAUGAAAUCAUAGUCAAGGCGUCUGAGGUGGGACCAGACAAUCAGCUGGAGGACUUUGACAUUACCACGGUGACGGUCCGGGUGGUGGAUCUCAACAACCAUCCUCCAACCUUUUACGGAGAGAAUGGACCACAGAGCAAGUUUGAGGUCACCAUGUACGAGCAUCCUCCUGCAGGGGAGAUCCUCCGAGGCUUUAAGAUCACCGUCAAUGACUCUGAUCAGGGUGCAAAUGCUAAAUUUAAACUGAGACUCGUGGGGCCGAGUCGAGUGCUGCGAGUGGUUCCCCAGACAGUCCUGAAUGAAGCUCAGGUGACCAUCAUUGUGGAAGACACAUCUGGCAUCGACUACGAAAAGGGACCAACACUUUCUUUUAAGCUGCUGGCGGUGGAAAUCGACACUCCCGAGAGAUUCAGUGCAACAGCUGACAUUGUGAUCAACCUGCUGGACACGAACGACAACAUCCCCAAAUUCACCUCAGAGUAUUACAUCGCCAGGGUCCCAGAGAACUCCCCUGGAGGCUCCAGUGUUGUGACUGUAACAGCAAAUGAUCCAGAUUCAGGGCGCUGGGGUGAAGUCAAAUACACGAUUUAUGGAUCAGGAUCAGAUUUGUUUACCAUCCACCCGAUGUCAGGCGUCAUCUCCACGCAGCCUUGGACCAGCCUGGACGCAGAGGUCAGGUCUAAGUACAACUUCUACGUCAAGGCUGAAGAUUCGGAGGGAAAGUACGGCUUGUCUGAAGUCUUUGUCACCGUCCUCGACAUGAACGACCACCCUCCAGCGUUUGAUGAAACUUUCCUGGAGAAGACCAUGAUCAUUGGUACACCUGUCAAAGUAGAGGCAGUAGACGAUGAUGCAGAGUCUCCGAACAACGUCAUCGAGUACUCCAUCAUGAGGGCCGAUCCUGACAACGCGUUUGACAUCAACUCAGACACCGGGGAGAUCAAGCUGAAGCCGUUCAUCAAGUCCAUGGAGAUUGUGCGAAACAUCACCAAGCAGAAGGACUGCAAGUGGUCUCUUGUGGUCCAAGCCAGGGACAGAGGCUCCCCAUCCUUCAGCACAACCGCCGUGGUCAACAUCGAUAUCACAGAGGCGACUCCUCUCAAGGGGCCUAUGGCGGCCUUUUUAAUGAAAAGUAGGGACAAUCCUUUGAAAGCUCUAGGCAUGGUCACUGUUAUCAUAAGCUUGUUGGUAGGGGUGACUGUCUUGAUCUCUACGGCUCUGUACAUGCGCAACUCAAAGUCAAACAGGAUCAUGCCGGCACGUCGCAUCAUCAAGAGGCGACCCAGGGACCAGCAGCCCUGGAACUUCAAGAUGCCUGCCGUCAAAUUCAACAACCCGGCAGAUAAGUUCCUUAUCGAUGACCAAGAGAGCAACCAACAGCAGCGCCCCAGCAGCCCCAGGCCGAAGCCUCCGCCCCCUAGCGCUCCUCCGCCUCCUUCAAACACCCGGGCUAAUGAGAGGCCCCGGGCGGUCCCAACAAUAUCUGGUACCCUGGUCCCAACAAUAUCUGGUGCGCUGGCUUCCAAAGGCUCAAAGAAAGCUAAAUCCAAUCGCCGCAAAGAGGGGAAUGUCAGCUCUGCUCUGGUGUCAGAGCUUAAAAAGAAGCUGGAGCAGAAAAUCAUUGAGAGCAACCAAGGUUAUUAUUAAUUCUGUCAUACAAACAUCUUGUUUAAGGUUCUUCGAUGACUCUACUGCUAUUAGCUCAUCUACUGUCUGAGGGUUUUCACCUGAACUUCAUGUGGUGAUCUGGCAGGGUGGGCCUACCUGUAGAUUAGUCAUGAGUAAAUGAUGAGAGGGGUGUAACAGGAAGGUUUACAGAUACUUAAGUCCGAAGACAAGAUAUAACCCAGUGGGCUUCCUCAGUUGACCUGGCUUAGGUUAAGACAGGAGAGAACUCGCGUUUGUCUUUACUGCAGUGGGAGAUUAUUCACCACACUGCCAUCUUGAGGAAGAUUACAUCAUCUUAACAGUAAGAAGCACCAGUGUAAAUUACCCAGAGAGAGGAUUACCAAGACUUACUGUGUAUACAUAAGUUGCAUAACUUCCUGAAAAGUGUAAAUGUAAUGUUUUUUUGACACAGAACUAGGAUUUCACCCAAUUAAUCCUACAAGAAAAACAUUUCUUCUUGCUCUCUGGAGUGUGCAGCUGAAUGACAUGGUCAUACAAAACGACACUGCUUCUUAUAAAGUGCUAAAGGACCUGUGUGUUGAUAUUUUUACUGUGUUACAUCAGCCGCUUUAAAGCUGAGAAGUUGCUCUUUUGUAUAAUUACAAUGUGCCACUGUAGGUUUUCACAGCAACACAAGCUAUAACAGAGAUGCUUUAUUCAUUUGAGUGUGUAAUUCUAGAAAAAAUGCUUUUAUAUAAAUAACAUGGGUCCAUUAUAAAUGUAUAUAUAUGCAUAUAUGGCAAGAUGUGAAUGUUUCCCAGUUGUAUCUUGCAGCAGUAAAUAACAUACGGUACAAAUGAAAUCAGCUGACACCACUUAAGGUUUUCAAGCACAAAUCACAAUGUAUAUAACCUGCUUAGACAUUUCCUUUAUAGAUAUAGAUAUUGAAUAUAUAAAGUCUGUGUUGAACAUUUAGGUUCCAUUCACAGUUUCUUUCCAUGUUACUCUUUAAUGCCUUCAAAUGUAGGCAAAGAAAAUUCAUUUAAUUGCUGUAACCCUUGUAUCUGACUAUAUCUCAACUUACAUUUAUCUUAAAUAAGUCGAGAGAAACUAUAUAUCUUAACUAUAAAUUACACUUGCCUGGUCCUUUGAAGUAACAUAUUUGUACCGUCUUUGUACUGUCUUGAUUUUGAAUAAAUAUUUGAAAAUAA
Epinephelus lanceolatus (giant grouper) is the source of this 3957-nucleotide messenger RNA. The record is from RefSeq and is a predicted model, not a curated record. Lineage: Eukaryota; Metazoa; Chordata; Actinopteri; Perciformes; Serranidae.